AUGAGAUACAAAUGCAGAGUCAUCUUGAUCCCUUGGGAUUAUGAAUCCGCCGCUCACCGGGCAGUCCUCUUGAAGCAGCGAGAAGAUUGCGGUUGGCAUAAUGAAAAGGUCGAGAAGGAAUGGAGGGAAGCCCAAGCAAAGGGUGACAAGUGUAUCUACUGGAUAGUGCUUCUCUCUGAUGACUCGCACAUGACCGAGGAAAUGGAGUGUCAUCUUCGCUUCAAGGCGAGCGAGAGACUGCGAGACACGGCUCGAUCAAUCAAUGGCGCUCCCCGGUGGGCAUCCCAGCAAGCCUUCAUUCCCGUUGGACAUAUCUCAAUUGAUCGCUUGAACGCAGAGACAAAGCACGUGAAUCUGAAUAUUCCUUCCAUCGGGGUAUUCUGGAUUAAGACUUUCUACGUUAGUCACUCUGUGCAGGGCCAGGGUAUUGGGCGGGCCGCGAUGGACGAGGCGGAGAAGAUGGUCGUUAGAGAGCCGUUCAAUGCUCGGGUCUUGAUGCUUGAUACCAUCCAAAGAGAUGAUAAUCUGCGUGAAGAGUUUGUUAAAGCAGCCUAUGGGUCUCUGCCAAAGAUCCAGAGCCAGGAUUGGUAUGCACGACGAGGUUAUCGUGUGAUUCGAACGGUGCAGAAUUUCUACACGAUUUUGGACAGAAGUGGCAAGUCCUGGGACACUAAGACGGUUUUCAUGAGAAAGGACAUUGCUUGA
Penicillium longicatenatum is the source of this 705-nucleotide messenger RNA. RefSeq names its product GNAT family N-acetyltransferase. The coding region runs from base 1 to 705 and encodes 234 amino acids. The transcript is spliced from 4 exons. Gene Ontology annotation, molecular function: acyltransferase activity, transferring groups other than amino-acyl groups. The record is from RefSeq and is a predicted model, not a curated record. NCBI's taxonomy places the organism in Eukaryota, Fungi, Ascomycota, Eurotiomycetes, Eurotiales, Aspergillaceae.